GUCUUUCAGUCUCCCGCUAAUCCCCUCCGCUUUUCCAAAGUCGCCAGAUCUCAGAAAGCUACUUCUGCUUCCAAUUCAACUUCUUCUUCCAUUUCAAACCGAUUUCUUCUUCGGCUGAUUCUUCAGAUUGCGAGCUCCUCCUCCCUCGCAAUGGGAGAUUUCAACCUCGCGCUGGUGAUCGUGGCCAUAGUGGUGUGCGUGUUGGUGUUCCUCUUCAAUGUGUACCUGCUCGUGAACUUCCAGCACCCCGACGACGCGAACCAGGCCUACUUCCCCAAAUUCGUGGUGGUUUUGGGCCUCUCUGUCGCCGCAAUCUCCAUUCUCAUGCUCCCUGCCGAUGUCGCCAACCGCCAGGCCUGUCGGCACGCGAUUUACAACGGCGCCUGUAACCUCACCUUGCCGAUGAGGGAGCUUUGGCUCGCUAUCUACAUUCUCGACGCCGUCCUCGUCUUCUUCGUCAUUCCCUUCGCCAUGUUCUACUACGAAGGCGACCAGGACAAAACUGUUGGUAAACGGAUUAAAAGCGCGCUGAUGUGGGUUGUGACUACGGCUAUCGUUUGCGCUCUGGUGCUUGGAAUCUUAUACGGAUUGAUUGGAAAGGUUGACUUUACUGUCAGGCACCUUUCUUCUGGCACUACAUCCUUUCCUAGUUCAUGGGGAUUCUCUAGAAGUCAACAAUGUAUUGGAAGUGGCACACACCAGUGUUCUGCAUAUUCUGCAAGUGCUUCAUCAGAGGCAACAUGGACAAUGCAGGCUACCUUCCCAGAAUAUGUUGUUGCUCUUGCUACUAUUGUUGGAUCUGUUCUCUUCACUAUAUUUGGUGGUGUGGGCAUAGCUUGUCUACCCUUAGGACUUAUCUUUUCAUUCAUUCGGCGUCCAAAAGCUGUCAUCACCCGUUCACAAUAUAUUAAGGAAGCCACUGAACUUGGUAAGAAGGCAAGAGAACUAAAGAAAGCAGCAGAUGCACUUCAUCAGGAAGAAAGAAGUGGCUCAAAGGGAAGAAAAUGGCGUAAAAACGUAAAGGCAGUUGAGAAGGAGUUGCUUCUUCUAGAAGAAGAUGUAAAGGCUUUAGAAGAAAUGUACCCUCAAGGUGAAAAGGCUGAAACUACAUGGGCUAUGACUGUUCUUGGUUACCUGGCCAAACUAGUGUUGGGCAUUAUAGGGUUGGUUGUUUCUGUGGCUUGGGUUGCACAUAUCGUGAUAUAUCUAUUGAUCAAGCCUCCUCUUUCUCCAUUCCUGAACGAGGUUUUUAUCAAGUUGGAUGACAUUUGGGGUCUUCUGGGCACUGUGGCAUUUGCAUUCUUCUGUUUCUACCUUCUACUUGCAGUGAUUGCUGGGGCAUUGAUGCUUGGGCUGAGAUUAGUUUUCAUAACAAUCCAUCCCAUGAAGUGGGGGGCCACGCUCAUGAACUCCUUCCUGUUUAAUGUGGGACUCAUUCUUCUCUGCUCAAUCAGUGUGAUUCAGUUCUGUGCCACAGCAUUUGCAUACUAUGCUCAAGCUACUGCUGCACAGGAAAUUUUUGGUCAUACAUUGCAAUCUCUUCGUGGCAUUAAAUAUUUGUACAAGUAUAAUGUGUUCCAAAUUGCAUUCGUUGUCCUGGCCGGACUGACAUUGGUCUAUUAUGCUGCAUUUGGAUGGAGAAGAAAAAAACCUAGUGGCCGAUUCCAGCUUUCUCCUUGAAGCAUCCAUUGCCAUCAAGAGUAUGCAUUUAAUUGGACCUCAUGGAAACUAUUGUUCCACAAGUCAUUAUGAGUGAUUUUUAAGUGACAUGGCCUUGAUUUGCUCCACUUCGUUGCCUAAAGAAGCAGGCAAGACUCGUCCAAGUUAUAUAUAAAUCUGGCCGGUGCAGUGAAAGUUCCAUCUGGUGUGCUGCUGCUGUUUUUUUCUCUGGUUCCCCCCCAUCUAUUGUAUGUAUUAUUCCAUUUUUGAUUUACAUUGAGGUGUUUUCCUUGUAAUAUCUCUGGCACCUGCGGGAACUGGUUCGUGAGGUACCCUUGCUGUAUUAUAGUGAGUGAAAUUAUUCUUGGGCAAACCAGUUUGUUUUCAGGCA
Molecule: messenger RNA, 2050 nt
Organism: Diospyros lotus (date-plum)
Lineage: Eukaryota; Viridiplantae; Streptophyta; Magnoliopsida; Ericales; Ebenaceae
Product: LIMR family protein At5g01460
Exons: 14
Coding region: 151-1680 (509 amino acids)
Source: RefSeq, a predicted model, not a curated record